UUUUGUUGGGGGGGUCUUUGCUUCAUGGCGCAUGUAUGGCACGCGUGGCCAGCCGGAACGCGCUUUCGGCGAUUUCUGGCUUGCAUGUACAUCCUCCUGGCGCUCCUACUGAGUCUGUUUGGGACGUGGCCGGGCUUCACCGUCCAAGAAGUGCGCUAUGGGCCUGAGAGGCUUCACACUGGAGACUUGCUAAGGCCAUCAUGCGGUAGCUGAGAAGCAAAGGAUGUGGGAAGCUUCGGGAUCUGAGAUUCGCUGGUAGAAUGGGCGUGAGAGCUGUUCACACAGUUCACACAUUAAAAUGCCAGAUGUGACUGGCAGAUUUUAAUUAAGGAUGUGAUCCUUUAAAGGAGGUCUACGACAUGUUUUAGCAUGUGCCUACCAGGUUACUCAGCUGCAUGCUUCAGCAAUCAGGGUUGUUGCAUUCAUGGUUGGAGACGUUUCACCAUCAUUGGUGUGGUUUGUCGUCCCGACUUGCACGAGGGCCACUACGACACUACGACAGUGUUCUUGAAGGCACCAGGCUCCUCAUAUCUCCUCAUGAACAGAAGUGGACACAUUCCGGUGUUGGGCCAUUCCGGUCUAGGAGACGCACCAGGGUGCUCAUCCUUUAAAGCACUCUUUUCACUUGUUUUGCACCACUGCUUAAUUAGCCAUAUUAGUAAUUUAGUGUCAAGGGCGUUGCGCAGAAGAAGCCUAUCCUUUUUCAUCCAUCAAACGGCAACAAACAUGCUCCUGGUGAUGCAAUCUUUGCGAUGUUUUUUUGCUGCGAUGUUUUUGCGAUUAUUUAUCCCCAUAUUCUUCCCAAUCCGUCCCGUCCCACCCAAAAAUGAGCAGAAUCUCUGAGAUCCUCGUGGUGUGGUGAUGCUGAUCCACGGCGGCUUUUGGAAAAGUGCCUUCGAUCGGCGCUUGAUGGUGGACCUGGCGAAGGAUCUCGUCGACCGCGGACUCGCGGUGUGGAACGUCGACUAUCGCUCAGUGGGCGAUGGUGGUGGUUACCCUGAGACCUUGGAGGACGUCACCCGUGCGUUGAACUGGCUGAGGAGCUCUGAAGCCAGUGAGCUGCAAGUGAACCAGUUGCCAGUUGCUGUGGUCGGCCAUUCCGCUGGCGGGCAUUUGGCCACAUGGCUUGGGCUGCAGCGCCUGUUGGAUGAGGAAGUCUUCAAGCAAGAGGUGCAUCCGCGCGUGGUGAUCUCCCAAGCUGGUGUCCUCGAUUUGCUCGGCGCCUAUGAUGCCGACCUGGGCAACGGCGCGGUGCGCGACUUCCUGGGGACGACCUUGCCGAAGCGCCCCACGAUGGGCGGUGGCUUGAUGGACCUUUUGAGUGGGCCCAAGGAGGAUGCCGAGGUGCGCUCGGCGAACAGUGAUCCAAUGCAGCUGCUUCAGAGGGUGCAGAUCCCCACGGUCCGUGACACGGAUCCGUUGACUGUGGUGUUGAUCCACGGACUCCAUGAUCUCCAUGUGCCCUCAGAGCAGAGCAGAGCCUUUCACAGCGCCUGUGUCCAGCGGGACGAGGAGCACGGAUUUUCGUGCAUGUUGAAAGAAGUGCCCGACGAAGCGCACUUCGAACACCUACAGCCAGAUUCAAAGCUUUGGGCUGCAGCGGUUGAUGUGCUGACGACAUAUCUCUAGCUCUUUCGGACUCUCCUAUGGGACUCUCCUUUGACACAGUGAAGCUGUCAUUUUGUCAUUGAACAUGGACAGGGCCAAAGAUUGCCCGCUUCCAUAUGUUUCCAGUGAGCUUUGCGAAGUAUUAUGUCGCCUCAAAUGGAUUCUCGCCUCAAAAGGAUGCCGCGCUUGAAUUGCGCCGCAAUUUUUCUGUGAGCAAGGAGGCAGUUUAAGAAGCCCAAACAACACCUUGGUUGAGACACAGCCCAAUUCAAGAGGGGCCGGUUUGUCCGGCAAUCCUCCUUGUUGAUUCAACAGCCAAGGGGCGUACACAGCCGUACACUCACACUGCUAUGAAAA
This is a messenger RNA of Durusdinium trenchii, 1965 nucleotides long. NCBI's taxonomy places the organism in Eukaryota, Dinophyceae, Suessiales, Symbiodiniaceae. The record is from the annotation of a GenBank genome assembly.